Molecule: messenger RNA, 1355 nt
Organism: Nymphalis io (European peacock)
Lineage: Eukaryota; Metazoa; Arthropoda; Insecta; Lepidoptera; Nymphalidae
Product: pupal cuticle protein 20-like
Exons: 4
Coding region: 53-727 (224 amino acids)
Cellular component (GO): chitin-based extracellular matrix
Molecular function (GO): structural constituent of chitin-based larval cuticle
Source: RefSeq, a predicted model, not a curated record
UGAACGAAGAGUGCCUGCCACGUACAAAAUAAUAACAGAAUCACAUUAUAUAAUGUCUUCUAUAACGAUUACCUUACUGGCGUUAAUAGCUGCAGCGUCGUGCGGCCGUCUUGAACCGCAAUAUCUACCACCGAGGCCUGGUGGCGGAGGUGGUAACGCAGGAUUGGGAGGACUGGGAGGAACUGGAGGAGGAGCAGGCAACGGAGGACUUGGCGGAGGAUCUUUUGGCGGCGGAAGCGGGUUUGGUGGUGGAAACGGCUUCGGUAGUGGCUCAGCCGGUGCCAAUGUCCCUAUCCUUCGUUACGAAAAUGAAAAUAAUGGCGACGGCACAUACAGAUUCAGCUACGAAACAGGCAACGGCAUUUCAGCGCAAGAAAGUGGGGCCCCACGUGCACCAGGACCCGAAGGUCCUGCUGUAACUGCUGAGGGUGCUUUCUCUUACCGUACUCCCGAUGGUCAACAAAUCUCCCUUACUUACACCGCCGAUGAGAACGGCUUCCAUCCCGUUGGUUCCCAUCUGCCCACACCCCCUCCCAUCCCCGAAGCUAUCCUCCAAUCUAUCGAGUUCAACAGACGCAACCCAUCAUCUGAGGGAUCUUACAACGGUGGUUCAGGAAGCGGCAACUUCGGAGGAUCUGGCAGUGGUAGUGGAUUCGGAGGUGGUUCCGGAAAUGGAUUUGGUGGUUCCGGUUCUGGUUCAGGAGGAUCUAAUGGCUAUCAUUAUUGAUCUCAUACAAACUUAAUUUAACUAAGAAAAGCUAUUGAAUCGUAGUGGAAAACAUUUUAUCAUUGAAUUUAGUUAUAGUAUCCGGCGUAUGCUCCUAUACAACCGUAUAUACUUCAAAAUGUUCUAACAUUUCAUGAAACUUUUAACUCUUAGAUAAUUUCUGCUUAUUUUAAAAUUAACUAUAACCAGUGUAUAUUUUCCAUUUCAUUUCAUUUUUUUUAAUGUUGGAAAUGUAUCUUGUUAGUAGGUUCUUGAGCCUAACAUCAUUUUUCAUUAAUUAACCAUGAAUAGGAUUUUCGUUUGCAUUAAUUUUUUCGUUUUCUCACGAUUCGGUAACAUUUUCUUAGUAAAAUAGUUGACCUGUAAAAGUAAUUGAGGCUUUAUUGUAUUGUCUUGCGAUGUCAUUUGCUUAAUUUUAGCUGUAAUUAGAUAAUGGCUACUUCUAAGGUUCAUUUUCAUCUCAUCUUUUAUACUUUUAUCGAUAUAAGAAUAAAAUAAAGGACGUCAAUAUGACCCCAAGAGUUCUAGGACUGUGAUACCACAAAACAGGCGAGCACUCAGUAGUUUAUUUAAGGCUUAAAAUGUACUAUACCUAUGUAAAAAGGCAUGUGAAUAAAUAUGAAUGAUA